Nezara viridula (southern green stink bug) is the source of this 273-nucleotide messenger RNA. NCBI's taxonomy places the organism in Eukaryota, Metazoa, Arthropoda, Insecta, Hemiptera, Pentatomidae. The record is from the annotation of a GenBank genome assembly.
AUGGCUGUUAGUAGGUUCGAAUUCCGUCUCUCUUGUUUACUGAAACGAGCGGAACAAGACAACACAAGUGAGACCGAUGGUGGGAAAGUUGCCUUCAGACAUUAUUGGUGGUACUUACCGUUGAAAAUGGCAUAUUUGUUGUCACAAGGGUUGUUUACGAGGGGACUGUUAAGGAUGAUCCCGCUCCCGACUCCCCCAGAUGGCAGUGGGUGGCAGGUAGCCUGUCGGUCAGUCGUUGGGGGCGCCGGGGUGUCUCUUCUCGGACCUUCCUAA